Nicotiana tabacum (common tobacco) is the source of this 1767-nucleotide messenger RNA. RefSeq lists its product as uncharacterized. Lineage: Eukaryota; Viridiplantae; Streptophyta; Magnoliopsida; Solanales; Solanaceae. The record is from RefSeq and is a predicted model, not a curated record.
AAAUAACCCCAUAAUAACGCAAAACCCAUCCGGUUCCCUUUUCAGUUCCCGGCGGCCAUUUCCUUCGCCGGAACCCUUGAAUUCUCCGGCGAUUAUUCUCUACCGUUUAUCACAAUAGCAGUUCAAAAUGUCACGUUUUCCAACUGAUCGAUACGAUGAACAAAGACUAAUUCAAGAAGUUCUCUACCUCCAUUCUCUUUGGCAUCAAGGUCCUCCUCAACCCCACCCCCACCCCUACCUCCCUAUCCCAACCCCUACCCCAACACCAACCCCAGUGAGUCUACAACCCUCCAGUUCAACCCAAUUUAAGAAACAGAAGAAAAAAUCCAAAAGGCUCAAAGAAACAAUUACAGAUUCUGGUAUUGAAUGGCCUUGUCCCAAAACCCCAACUGAAACCCCUCUAGUAACGGAUUCGGGUUGGCCCACUUUCAAAACCCAGUUAAAUGCCCAACCCCAUUUGCCUACUUCCCAAGAACUGGCACAUUUCGCCUCGAACCAAGCCCAUCAACAUGCUUUGAAAGCUGUAUCUGAAUACUUAAAGGGUUCAACCAAUGAUGAGGAUGAUGAUAAUGAUAGUGAAAAUGAUGAUGAGGCUGAUGAGGGGGAUAAAGAUUACAACUUUUUCGCGAAAUUGUUUAGGGAAGAUGGUGUAUUGAGAGAGUACUAUGAGAAGAACAAAGAGAAUGGUGGGGAAUUUAGUUGUCUUGUGUGUUGUGGGGUUGGUAAGAAAGGGUGGAUGAAGAGGUUUAAGGAUUGUGUGGCUCUUGUUCAGCAUUCUAUUACUUUAGCCAACAUGAACACGAGACGAGCUCAUAGGGCUUAUGGUCAGGUCAUUUGCCAAGUUCUUGGAUGGGAUAUUAAUAGGCUUCCGUCGAUUGUUUUAUCUGCAGGUGAUAAUAAGACUAGUGAAUCUUCUGAUAAACCGGUCGAAGCUCAGGGGAAUGAGAAUGGUGGUGGUAAAAAUGGUUUGAAUGGUCAAAGCAAUACCACAGAUACUGUAAAUGUUGGCAGCGACGAAUUAUCUCAGCUAAAAGAGUCUUUCAGUACUGAAAACCAGCAAGAAAAUGGUGGUGGCUCCACAGCGUUAGAGCACAAAUCCUUCAAUGAAGCCAGUGUCAGUAGUGGUAUUCCUGAAACAGCAAAAGACAAUGCAGAGGGUGCAUCUUGUCUGGGGGAUGAGAAUGAUGGUGCUAUAAAUGGUUUGAGUGGUCAAAGCAAUACCACAGAUACUGUAAAUGUUGGCAGCAACGAAUUAUCUCAGCGAAAAGAGUCUUUCAGUACUGAAAACCAGCAAGAAAAUGGUGGUCGUUCCACAGCAUUAGAGAAUCCUCCGAUUGAAGCCAGUGCUACUAGAAGCUUGGAAGAUGUUAGCAUCGGUAUACUGGAAACAGCAAAGGGGAAUGCCGAGGGUGCAUCCAAUUGUCAGGAACCGUUGCAAGAGGAAACGAAUGCUGCAGAGGGAGAAAGUACUUAAAAAGGAUGAUGUUUCUAAAGAGACAACUACCAUUAGUGACAACAAUCGUCGAGAACUCUGAGAUUGCAAGGUGAAAUGGUUUAUGCGUUUGAUAGAGAAUGAUUGUUAGAUGAAUGAGGAACAACUUUAUCUUUAGGUUAGUGAUCUAGGUAAACCAGUUUGUUUAAGAAGACAAAAUUACUGUUAAUGAGAUGAUACCUUGAUAUUUCUCUUUAUUGUGGAACUGAAAUUAUGUAAAGGACUAUGAAGCCAAAGGAAAAAACCUGAGGAUUUGUUCGCCUCUUGAGGGAGUA